AUGUCUGUUACAUAUGAUUUCACGGGAAAGGUAGCUCUGAUAACUGGUUCGAGUUCACGUAUCGGUGCCGGUAUUGCUCUAUUGUUUGCCAAAUCGGGUGCCAAUGUUGUAGUUACCGGUCGUAAUGCCGAUCGUGUGGCACAAGUGGCCAAACAAUGUACAGAUGUAUCACCAAAACAACAGAAAGCACUGGAAGUUGUCGGCGAUCUUAAUCGGGAAGAAGAUCUCAAUAGACUGAUUGAGACAACUGUUCAAACGUUUGGCAAAUUGGAUAUAUUGGUCAACAAUGCAGGAAUAGAUCAUUUAGCCGAUCCUAUCAGUGCUGACUAUUAUGAAAAGUUUAUAAAUGUUAUGCAAACAAAUUUGUAUUUAGCGGUAAAUAUGACACACAAAUGUGUCCCCCAUUUGACCAAAACUCGUGGCAAUGUUAUCAAUAUAUCGAGUAAUGGAUCAAAAGUAACGCUUAAGGGUUAUUCAUCGCACUGUAUGUCCAAAGCAUCGCUGGAUAUGUUUACCCAAUGUAUGGCCGCAGAGUUGGGACCCAAACAUCAUAUCAGAGUUAAUUCAGUCAAUCCCGGUACAAUACUGACCAACUUUCUUGUAAAUAACACUGGCGUUACCUGUCAUGAGAUUGACAAUGAACUGUUUGCAGCUAUCGGAGCCAAAUACCCGGUCGGUAGGCCGGGACAGCCGGAAGACAUUGCCAACACUGUUGCCUAUUUGGCCAGUGAUACGGCGGCCGGGUUUAUAACCGGCAGUAUUGUUGUGGCCGACGGCGGACACAUUGCUGCAAAUGUUAACUUGUAG
Molecule: messenger RNA, 807 nt
Organism: Oppia nitens
Lineage: Eukaryota; Metazoa; Arthropoda; Arachnida; Sarcoptiformes; Oppiidae
Exons: 3
Coding region: 1-807 (268 amino acids)
Source: RefSeq, a predicted model, not a curated record